Molecule: messenger RNA, 5324 nt
Organism: Epinephelus moara (kelp grouper)
Lineage: Eukaryota; Metazoa; Chordata; Actinopteri; Perciformes; Serranidae
Gene: arxa
Product: aristaless related homeobox a
Exons: 5
Coding region: 384-1784 (466 amino acids)
Biological process (GO): regulation of transcription by RNA polymerase II
Molecular function (GO): RNA polymerase II transcription regulatory region sequence-specific DNA binding; DNA-binding transcription factor activity, RNA polymerase II-specific
Source: RefSeq, a predicted model, not a curated record
ACACACACGAGCCAAUCAGGCGCUCAAUAACAGCCUACACGUCUGCUGAGCGAGCGCGCGGAGCGGAGAAGCGCCUGGCAGAGCGGAGCUGAGCGCGAGGAGCCAAACCGCUGCCUGUCAUUAGCUGAGAGUGUGACAGAGGAGUGACAGAGCACAGAGAGGGAGGGAGGAGGAGGAGGAGGAGGAGUGAACGGUCCCGGUUCAAACACACACACCGGCCUGAGAAGAGAAGGAGGAGAAGGAGAGGAAGAAGAAGGAGAAGAAGAAGGAGAAGAAGAAGAAGAAGAGGAGAGCGCACCGGACCCCGAGAGUGUGUGAAGGAGAGUGGGAGAGAGUGGGAGACUGACAGGCGUUACCGAGACGAGACGAGCCGAAGCGUCGACAUGAGCGGUCAGUUUGAGGAAGACCUCCACGACAGGGGCGAGAGGAAGAGCAGUAAAUCCCCGACGCUGCUCUCCUCUUACUGCAUAGACAGCAUUCUGGGCCGCCGGAGCCCCUGUAAGGUCCGGCUGAUAGGGGCGCAAAGUUUGACGGGUCUGCCCGGCAGAGGGGAGCUCGACAAGACGGCUGACAGGCCAACCAAAGACCCCCUUUCUCUCGCCGCUGACAUGCACCUGCCUCCCAAGCUCCGCCGCCUGUACGGCCCCGGGGGGAAGUACCUCCACGACCACGCAGAGACACUCGACAGGGAGCGGCUCCUCCUGGAGCAAGCCAGCGACAGCCUCAAGAUCAGCCAGGCGCCGCAGGUGAGCAUCAGCCGCAGCAAGUCCUACCGGGAGAACGCGUCGCUGAGCCGGGGAGAGGGCGACCAGAGUCCCGGGGAGGGCUCGGAGGACGGCAGCCUGGGGCUGGUGGAGCUCGGCCCGCUCAAGUUCGAGGAGGACGCGGGGAAAGAGGAGGAGGGCUGCGGGGACGCGGCGGCGCUGUCCCCGAAGGACGAGGAGAGGGAGAGCUUGAACGCCGGGGAUGGGGACGUGAGGGACGGGGAGGACAGCGUGUGUCUGUCGGCGGGCAGUGACUCGGAGGAAGGGAUGCUGAAAAGGAAGCAGAGAAGAUACAGGACUACCUUCACCAGUUACCAGCUGGAGGAGCUGGAGAGAGCUUUCCAGAAGACACACUACCCCGACGUCUUCACCAGAGAAGAGCUCGCAAUGCGCCUGGAUCUCACCGAGGCCCGUGUGCAAGUGUGGUUUCAGAACCGCAGAGCCAAGUGGAGGAAGCGUGAGAAGGCCGGGGUGCAGGCCCACCCGUCAGGCCUGCCGUUCCCAGGCCCCCUGGCAGCGGGCCACCCUCUCAGCCACUACCUGGAGGGAGGGCCCUUCCCUCCCCACCACCACCCUGCCCUGGAGUCGGCGUGGACGGCUGCUGCAGCUGCGGCCGCCGCGUUCCCCGGCCUGGCCCCACCGCCGCACAACGGCUCCGCUCCGCCCCUGGCGACCCCGCUCGGCCUGGGCACCUUUCUGGGCACAGCUGCCAUGUUUCGCCACCCUGCCUUCAUUGGACCCACUUUUGGCAGGCUCUUCUCCAGUAUGGGUCCCCUGUCCAGUGCUUCCACCGCUGCAGCCCUCCUCCGUCAGCCCGCCCCCCCUGUAGAGAACCCCUCCCACGCGGGCCCCGUCCUCCCCGACCCUUCCUCCUCCUCGUCCUCCCCCUCUUCCGCGGCCGCAGCGGACCGCAGGGCCUCCAGUAUCGCCGCGUUGCGCCUCAAGGCCAAGGAACACUCGGCUCAGCUCACCCAGCUUAACAUCCUGCCCGCCGGAGCCGCAGGGAAGGAGGUGUGCUGAACACUCAACACCAGCUCUAGGCCUCCCUGUCCCGGGCUUACGUCCCAUUCCAUCACACACACCCCCACCCACGUCCCCCCUCUCCAAAAACCCAUUCAUACCUCUGGAGGCUGAUGUCCUGACGUCCCCUUGUUCAACCACCCCUGUUACCUCAUGUUUCCCCAACAAAAUAGCACGACCAAAUUCAAAAGAGCACAGGCUAAAAGACAGAGUGUGUGUGUGUGUGUGUGUGUCUGGUGAUGACAGCUAUCGUAAUUUUGUUUUACACUCCAUACACACACCUCUCUGAAUGACACCUCAGUAACUUGAAGAACAAUUACAAUAUUUUAUGACACAGCUAAAAAGAUUUUCCUAAUAUUACUUCACACUACAUAUAAUCCACAUCUUUUUUUGAUGGUGUGCCGCAUGAAUUUAAAAAAGUAUACUUUCCUAAAGCACAAAUUUGGAGUACUUGUACUUUAGUAUUUCCAUGUGAUGCUACGUUAUACUUUACAUUUAAUUUAUUCUACACCUCAUUUAUUUAGCAAUAAUUAGCUACUUUAAAAAUUAGGAUUUUACACACUAAACACAUGAAUUUAUAAAAUAUUAAGCACUGUAACUGCUGCCCAAAAAUACACCUACAACUACUUACACAUUAAAGCAUCAGCUAUAAUAAUUCAGUAAUGUAAAAUACAGCUGUAUCGCUCACAGGGGCCAUUUUUCUGCGCUCUUAAAGUACAUUUUGCUCAAUUUCUUUUGUACUUUUACUCAAGUAACAGGACUUAACUUGUGAGAGGGUGUAUGUUUUGCCCAAGGAAAUGAUCUGUCAUCGCACACACACACACACACGCACACACACACACACACACACACAGAAAGAGCUGAAGAACCACAGGGGAACCCAGACUUGUAGAAAGGAUUCCUGUGCUACUUCAAAUGUGGAUAACUCGAGUGCUCGACAUUAACACUGCUUAAUCUGUAUGCAUUGAUGUGGGCUGAGCCGGUCUGCGUCUAUAAUAAAGGCGAGUUGGAGGAGGUCCCCCCGCACCCCACCCACCUACACCCCCCCAGAACCAAAGGAAAACUGUCCAUAGACCUUCCAUAGCCUUCUCUACAAGCCUGACUCCUCUCCGCUGCUCGCCUGUCCACCAGUCACACUCAGCAGCACCACUGUGCAUAAAUACCUUUUAAAUCUCUGACUCAAACCAGAGUUAUUCGAGGUCGUUUCCCAGCAUCAGAUUUCUGUAAAUUUGCUGCAAUUUGAGAUUUUUUUUUUCUCUCCCCCCACCUCAACCCCUCUCUUUGAUUAUCACAGCAGUGGCACUUUCCGCUGAGUCUGACUCCAGGACACGCGAGCAAAAGUUGAGACCUGACAAACUGUACAUAUUGUGUAAAAAAAAAAAAAGGGGGGAGAAAAAAAGUACCACAAAAAAGGAUGAUUUUCAAAACAAGGUCGUGUAUAUUUCAGGAGACCGUGUUUUGAUAAUUUGCACUCCGUGUAGUGUUUAAUGAAUGUCGCCCUGUGUAGAAUUUCACCUGUGUUUAUGAAUUAUUAGGAUUUUUAGAUCAUUAUUUAUGUCAAAACUUUUCCCCCCCGAGGAACCGAGUGAAGGAGAUUUUGUUUUCUUAUUAAGUGAUUGUAAGUUUCCUGGUUUAAUAAUUGCUAAUUUGAAUAAAUUACACUGGUAAAAUGAGUUAUCUUUUAUUAUUUCAAAUUCCUUUAGAGCUGACAUAGGCCUAAACCAGGAAAAAAAUAAACAAUGUGAAAUAGAAUAUUAUAGAACUAUUAAUAAAAGGUGUUAUGAAGAAAAUGUGUUUGCUGUCUUACAUUGAAGAAUAAUUCUGCAGAAUGUAAAUUCUUACAUAAAUAAGUGUUUUUAAUACUAUAAAUAAUUGUAAUAUUAACUGAAUAGUGCACUGGAAUGUAAAAUAAAUGCAUCAGACUGCAGUAGCAAGUUGUCUGGUGGUAAAAAAGCCUGCUGGGAAGGAUGAAAACAUUCCCCAAAGAGGAAUUUAUCGCUGCAGAGAGCAGAGAUGGAGGCGUACUGCUCCACCUGAAUAAGAGAAAAUGCGUUAGGUGUAUAAUCCAGCGCGCUGCGUGCGUCUAUCCUCUUCAGCCGAGUUGACAAAAUACUGACCAUAUAUUCAUGAGCUUAAUCCCCAACAUGUGAAACGCGCGACAAAGGCGAGGGGUUUUCAAUUAGAUCGCCCACUUUAUGUGGGGGGGCCCGUCACAAAACUUCCUUUAAACCCCUUUAAAGGCGCUAAAUUGGUCUUAACAUCUGUAAUGCCGUGUCGAUGGAAGCGGGUCCCUUUUGUCAUUAAUGAAGUAACAAACCACUUCAUCAAACGGCUUUCACACACACACCUCGUAGAGUUAAUUCCCCCAAAUCCACCCCCUCCACCGUGCAUUGGAUCCCACAACUAUUGCAGCACCAUUACAGCAAUCAAUGGUUAUUCUCCUCCGUUUGACCCAUCCAUGGUGCCCGAGCACACCGCGUGAAAUUGCGGAUUAAUGUAGUCCCUCUUUUUAUUGUGUGCAUCUGUGAAAACCCUCUUCUUAUUCCUUCCUUCAGGUCUUGCAGGUCCUACACCUGUUAAUCACCCAAUUUAGUCCAAACAAGCAGGAAUUAGACGCGAUAAGAGACCGAUGGAAGAAUAUUCCUGCGCAUUUACGCGCACAAAGUCACGCAGCUGCUCCUUGGUGCAUAAUGCAAAAAAAAAAAAAAAGCAGGGGAAAAAAGAGAAAAGAUAAAAACCAAUUUUCUCCUGUGCGCCCAAACCAUCUACGAUGUGUGAGCUCCAUGUUUUUUAAAAUUCCCAUUCUUUUGCUCAAGCCCAGUGGAGCGUGUGUGUUUUUUCCCCCUCUGUAUGGCCCUAUAGGGUUUUGAUGAGAUUGUCCGGGGGAGUUUUAAUCUUAUUGUGAAUAUAACUAAUGAAUGGCAAACCAAUUUGUCCCUAAUAUCUGGGGAAUGCCGGGAGGCGGAUGACCUGCUGGGAGCGAGGCUUAAACUUUCUUUGCAGCGCAAAAAGGCGAGAAAAUUGAAAUGCUGUCGCAGGGCAGUGGCUCUGGAUUUAUAAAGUCACACUUGUUGGAUGUGUGCUCUUUCAUUCAAAGACAGGCCUGCACUUGGGAUUAGACCACGAGGCUUCUUAUUGCAUGAAUGAUCAUGAUAAUGAAUGUUGAUAUAUUAAAAAAAGAGGUGAAUACAGUCCAAUCAUGCGGUGUUUUCUUGCAAAUUGCCUGCACAGAUGAAGAAGGAAAUCUACAUGAUUUGGUGGAUUGUGUCAACGCGCUGGGCCUUAAUGCUGCCCCCGCCUCUCCCAGGUUAAUCCAGGUGUCCAGAAAAGUGCAAGUCGUGCCUAUUUUCAUCACCGCCCCGCUCCUUUCUCCUUCCCCCAGCUGUUGGACUUGAUUUGGCCCGUGAUUUGGAUUCUCCCGGGCCUCGUUUCUCCCACCACGACCCUGCCUGAGAGAAUAGGCCCAAUCACUCCACAGCCUCAGCCGGAUCAGUCCUCACUCAGUCCCCGGGAGAGGAGCUCUAAAAGGCGCUUUGAUGA